UUGCCCUUUUUUAUCCCCAACAAAAGCAUCCCUCAUUUGUUCUUCUGCAAUAUCACUUCUAUUUCUCCCUCCUUUCACAAGGAAGGGCGUAGAAGAAUCAACCAUAAUACUACUUCCUACAACCCCCCAAAAAAAACUCAUCAUUAUCAAACAAAAGAGAGAAAACCAAAUGGGUAUCAAGUUCUUGUUGAUCCUUGGUCUCUUGACCCUGGCCGUAGUCGCCGAAUCAGCCAAUGCCACGUGGGGUCUGACCAAAUCUUGUGUCAAUGGCCAAGGUUGCAUCGGAGAGGAUGAUGAGCUUGAGUCCUUGAUGGAUUCCGAGGCCAACCGCCGCCAGCUAGCCGCGAGGCGCAGCUACAUCAGUUACGGUGCGCUCAAGAAGAACAAUGUGCCGUGCGGCCGACGUGGCCGGUCUUACUACGAUUGCAAGAAGAGGAAAAGAGCUAACCCUUACAGGCGUGGCUGCAGCGUCAUCACUCAUUGCUACAGGCAAACUUCUUAAUCUCAAGAAGCAUUUAUACAAACAAUAUGAUUGAAGAAGCGAGAGGGCAAAUAAUGCAAGAAGAAACAAAUGAAUACAAACAAUAUAUACCAAUUCUUCUACUUAUGGUUUUUCUUGACAUUGUCCCUUUUUGUUCCUCUUAAUUUAAUCAUCUUUUUCAUUUUAUUUAUAAUCAUAUACGCUCAUUUCAUCUGUUGUUCUUCUUUUAUAUUUAUGGAGAAAUUGUUGUAUUUUGUUUGUGUCUAUAACUAAGUGUUGUUCCCAUACCUUGUGAUAUAUAUGUGCUAAUUAAAUAUUUAACUUUGUAUGUCAAAAAAAGUUG
Capsella rubella is the source of this 824-nucleotide messenger RNA. RefSeq names its product protein RALF-like 19. NCBI's taxonomy places the organism in Eukaryota, Viridiplantae, Streptophyta, Magnoliopsida, Brassicales, Brassicaceae. The coding region runs from base 170 to 502 and encodes 110 amino acids. The record is from RefSeq and is a predicted model, not a curated record. The transcript has a single exon.